Messenger RNA from Fragaria vesca subsp. vesca, 1756 nucleotides. RefSeq names its product DELLA protein RGL1-like. The transcript has a single exon. Gene Ontology annotation, molecular function: DNA-binding transcription factor activity; sequence-specific DNA binding. The coding region runs from base 1 to 1623 and encodes 540 amino acids. Gene Ontology annotation, cellular component: nucleus. Lineage: Eukaryota; Viridiplantae; Streptophyta; Magnoliopsida; Rosales; Rosaceae. Gene Ontology annotation, biological process: regulation of DNA-templated transcription. The record is from RefSeq and is a predicted model, not a curated record.
AUGGAGGACUUCAAUGCUUGGCUCUCCUUCCCAAUCCAUGAGAAUCUCAACCAUGAUCUCGCUAUUCGAAGGUUCUGUCCAGCAAGACUUGAGCAAGAACAAGGUGGAGGAGAGUGGGAGGAGAUACUAAAUGAGAUUGAGUUUUGUUCACCCUCUUAUGAUUCAACCACCACUCCUUGCUUGCCUGCUUCUGAAGUUGAUGAGUUUGUUGACAGCAUCAUCAACAUGGAUCACUGCAAGGAUGUCAACGACGAUUAUCAUCAAUCCCUGGAGAAACAACAAAGUAGUUUUGAUUACUUCCAAGAUGGCAUGCAGACAUUUUCAAUGGAGGAUGAUUUGUAUGGAGAUGUCAUGAUGAUGAUGGAAGGAGAUGAUCAGAUGGAGAUGUGUGGCACAGUUGAGGAUUUUGGAGUUGUAGAUGAUCAAACUAGUAUGGUGCCUAGUAUUGAAGAGGUAAGCCAUGGUGUGGACCAAGGGCUUCACUUGGUGCACAUGUUACUGGCUUGUGCUGAAGCUGUGGGGUGCAGGGACACAAGGCUUGCAGAAUCAUUGCUCACCCAAAUCUGGGCUUCGGUUAGUCCUUUCGGCGAUUCCUUGCAGAGAGUAUCAUACUGCUUCGCAAUGGGGUUGAAGUCAAGGCUCUCUCUUCUUCAAAAUGUGAAUUUAAAUGGUACAUUCAACAAUGACACUAUGGAUGUGUCGAUGAUCGCUAGGGAGGAGAAACUGGAGGCUUUUCAACUCCUUUACCAGACAACUCCCUACAUAGCUUUCGGAUUCAUGGUUGCAAAUGAAGCUAUAUGUCAAGCAGCGCAAGGGAAGGAGAGCUUGCAUAUCAUUGAUUUGGGAAUGGAGCACACUCUUCAAUGGCCAUCCUUGUUAAGAACCCUUGCAUCAAGACCCGAAGGCCCGCCUAAGAAACUCCGAAUCACAGGACUUGUUGAAGAUGAUAAUGUCUUCGAGCUUGAAGCUGGGAUGAGAGUUCUGGUGGAGGAAGCUAGCUCACUUGGGAUACCAAUGGAAUUCAACAUGAUCUCGGAGCCGGUAAAACCAUCACUUCUAACUAAAGAGAAUCUAGACUUGAGAGAAGGGGAAGCAUUAUGUGUCAAUAGCAUAAUGCACCUACAUAGGUAUGUCAGAGAGAGUAGAGGGUCUUUGAAGGCAAUCCUCCAAGCAUUGAAGAAACUAAGUCCUAGUGUGCUUACAUUAGUAGAACAAGAUGCAAACCACAACGGGCCAUUUUUUCUUGGAAGAUUCCUCGAGUCUCUUCACUUUUAUUCUGCAAUUUUCGACUCACUUGAGGUGAGUCUGCCUCGAAACAGCCCUCAGAGGACGAAGAUAGAGAGACUUCACUUUGCAGAUGAAAUUAGGAACAUUGUUGCCUUUGAGGGAUUAAAUAGGGUUGAGAGGCAUGAAAGGGCAGACCAAUGGAGAAGGCAACUAGGCAGAGCUGGGUUUCAAGUUAUGGGAUUGAAAUGUACAAGUCAAGCUAGGAUGAUGCUAUCUGUUUAUGGCUGUGAUGGGUACAGUUUGGCUAGUGAGAAGGGUUGUCUCCUCCUUGGGUGGAAGGGAAGACCCAUAAUGUUGGCAGCUGCAUGGCAAGUGAACAAUGCCUCUUCCUCUUAGCCUCCUCCAUGAUAUAAUUUGCAGUUGAUUUGGAUUCGGUUAGUCCAUUAGUCAAAUCAUUUUUAUCGCCUGGAAAGUAAUAAGGUGGGUAAUCUUGUGAUCAGGGAACCCAAUGAUACUACAAAUUUUGUUU